AUGGCGUCUCCGCCCUCCUUCGACACGUUCUACGGACAACAGCAGCCGCAACAGUCAUCGGGUUCUUUUGAUUACCCAUCCACCAACCCGACGUACACUCAGCAGCAGGGUGACCAGCAGUACGGCACCAUGUACGUUUCCGAGGAGCCCCAGGGAAUGGCCGGAGACGACGGAUGGCAGGGUGGCGGCGGCGACUACCAGCACCAGCAGCACCGACAACUGCAUCCCAACACAGGCGGCAGCAUCGACCGCAAGGAGUCUGUGCCCUUUGACCCGACGAGCAGCAGCACAAUCAUCGCAUCGGCCUCGCAGCCGAACGGCGGCUUCCAAGGACAGCAGUUCCAGCCGCAUCUGCACCAGCAGCAGAUGAUUGACCCGAACCUGGGAUCUGGCGAGCACAAUAACAUGCUGGACCCCAUGAACAAUAGCCGUCCCGGCAGCUGGCACGGCAGCCAGCAGCAGCUCGAUGAGCUUCACCAGAUUAUUUCUAACCCCAACUCUCGCCCCAGCACGCCGGGAAAUGUCUCGCGCGUGGCGUCCCCCUUCAUGGAGCCGAACCAGCAGCAGCUGAACACGGCAUCCAACAACAUUACGCGAUCCCCGAGCCCGUACGGAGGACCGAGCCCCUACAAUGCGCCGAGCCCGUAUCAGGCCCCGAGCCCGUACAACGCCGCGAGCCCUUAUGGAGGAAACUCGAGCGUGGGCACACCUGGUGCUGUCGCCCCUUCGCCCGGCACCCAGCGCUCAAGUGUCAUCUCGCCUGACCAGAACUCGCCUUCCUUCUCGAAACCCCAGUCUCCGCCUGCUCUCGUCAUUCCCAACAGUUCCAGCUCGCCAUCUAUGAACUCGCUCGUCGGAACUAGCAUGGACCAGCAUCAGCUCCAGCAGCAGCAGCAGCAGGGAGCUGGCAACUUUGGCAACAGCCUCUUGCCGCCAGCGAACCCCGCCCUCGAGCACUUGACGGGCAUGGCUGGAAUCUCCCCGAUCGCCCCGAACGCGGACGGCCCGAUGAUCACCAUUCAGCCCAGUACCCCGAUCAGCGGCCUGCGAGACCAGAAGGGGAUCUUUGACGACGCCCUCCGCCGCGCGAAUGCUGCGAACGCCCAGUGGAAGCAGGAGCAGCAGAACAACCUGCAACAGGAUCAGCGCAGCCAGACUUCGAACCAGGACCCCGCGACCUUCAUCGCGAACGCCCAAGCUUGGUCUCAGUCUGUCGAUCUCAACGGCAUGUCCCUUGAAACGGGGCACCCCCAGAUGCGCCCGCGAGCUCGCUCAGAGUCCUAUGCGUCUGGAGGCGAUGCUUUUGGGCGCCAGGCGAUCGCACAGGUGCAGGCGAGCGGCAUCGCUGGACCGGACGGUUUCGUCAUAGACCAGUCUGGUGGCAGCGCAGUCGCGGACGACCAAUGGCGGGACAUCAACGCCUGGCGAACGCAGACGGCUGGCGGUGAGGACCAGUACAGCACGAUGGACCCGCGCCAGCUGCCUGGAAACGGUUACGGCCAGCCGAUGCAGCAGUUCCAGCAGGACCACGACAUCCGCAGGCAGCAGCUUGGGCAAAUCAACACAAACAUUCAGCAGCAACAGCCCCAGCAGCCGGGCCAGAUCUCGCCCGAUUCGAUGCGCUUCUACAGCGAGCUAGGCCUCAACCCCCAGGCCAUGGGCCAGCAGCAGAUGUACCAGCAGCCGCAGCGAGGAUUCUUGGAGGCGGGACAGUCUGCGCCCAGGCGCCGGUCGUUCAACGACGGCGUCCAUCCCGCGGCAGGAGCUGGAACGCCAGGAUACGGUGUAGAGUUCAGCGUUCCUGGCGGUGUCGUGCCUCAGGGCCGAUUGAGGGGUGGAUCCUUCGGCUCUGCGAUGGGUCAUCGCCGAGCGGUACGCAGCGAGGACUUUAGUGCUAUGGGCACUGGUUGGGGUGUUGGUGCGGGAGGUUCAACUGCCGACUUCCUUCAGAGCAUUACGAAUCCCGACGAUGGAACAUUGCUUCCUCCGUCGAUGCGAGGAAGGUCCAUGUCUCACUCCCGACACAGCUCUGCGUCCUCUGUCCGCUCCGCCUCGCCAGCUUUAUCAAUCUCGUCGCAAGGAAGUUCUUUCUCCCACCACUCUCACAUGGAGAUGCCUGAAGGAGCCUACUUCCCCGGCGACAUGUACGGCCAACCAAAGGUCGCCAAGAUGCGGGUCACCAGCCAAGCCACCGAGGUCGCCUCGCAGAGCCGACGAACCAACAGCGGCGUCUUCAAGUGCCCGAUCCCAGGGUGCGGGUCGACGUUCACACGACACUUCAACCUCAAGGGUCAUCUGCGAAGCCACAACGACGAACGACCAUACAAGUGCAUAUACGAAGGAUGUCCGAAGAGCAUCGUUGGUUUCGCACGCCAGCACGACUGCAAGCGCCACAUGCUGCUGCACGACGGCGUGCGGCCAUUCGAGUGCGAAGGCUGCGGGAAGAAGUUUGCGCGCCUCGACGCCCUCACACGACACCACAAGAGCGAGCAGGGCCAGGAGUGCGCAAUCUCCCAUCCGUUACCGACAAACCCGGACGGCAGCCCCAUGUCCGAAAGCCAGUACAAGGCCUACCAGACGCAGAAGGGCAAGGAGCAAAAGCCGCUUGCAGUGUAG
Messenger RNA from Trichosporon asahii var. asahii CBS 2479, 2616 nucleotides. RefSeq lists its product as uncharacterized. Gene Ontology annotation, molecular function: RNA polymerase II cis-regulatory region sequence-specific DNA binding; DNA-binding transcription factor activity, RNA polymerase II-specific. Gene Ontology annotation, biological process: regulation of transcription by RNA polymerase II. Bases 1 to 2616 code for a protein of 871 amino acids. Gene Ontology annotation, cellular component: transcription regulator complex; PcG protein complex. The record is from RefSeq and is a predicted model, not a curated record. Lineage: Eukaryota; Fungi; Basidiomycota; Tremellomycetes; Trichosporonales; Trichosporonaceae. The transcript has 3 exons.